Messenger RNA from Cylicocyclus nassatus, 790 nucleotides. The record is from the annotation of a GenBank genome assembly. NCBI's taxonomy places the organism in Eukaryota, Metazoa, Nematoda, Chromadorea, Rhabditida, Strongylidae.
CGGCUACUCAGGAAGAUUGUUGUGCUUAUAGAAGGAAACUCAAGAGCCUUAGAAGAUGUCUUACGCCGAUACCGAUGCACUUUAUGGAAAGGAUAACGUUGAAGACGCGUAUAAAGCGCUAAAGACGAAGUAUGAGGGAGGAGAUAAGAGUCCGGAUUUGCUAUGGCGUCUGGCAAGAGCAGCUUUGGAGACUGCUCAACUAGAUGCAAAUCGCCCAAAAAGAGGAGAUUUACUGAAGGAAGCUAGAGACUAUGCUGUAGAAGGAGCAACCGCUAAGGAAGAUCAAGACACCCUUACAUGGGCAGCUGUAGCUAGCUCGUACUACAGCGACUGUCUUUCAGCUAAAAAUAGAAUUGUGGAGUAUCAAAAGAUGAUAGCGUAUACAAGCAAAGGGCUAGAACUGAAGCCAAAUGAUCACAUCUUAUUGUUUGUCAAAGGAAGAACUGUCUUUGAAUUUUGUUCUCUAAACUCGAUAGAGAAGAAGGCUAUGGCUAUAGUGUUUAACACCACUGGAAAUGAGCCAGCGCCAUCAAUCUCAAGCGCACAGUCAAUUUUCCUACAGUCCUAUGGAGCCUGUGCUACUUACCUGCCCACCUUAUACUAUUUGGGCAUGUGUAUGAUCUCACUAGGAGACAAAGAAAAUGCCAAAAAGUACCUCACUGAGGCCACAUCGCAGACAGCCGAAGGAUGUUAUCGCAGCGUACAGGCAGAAUGUGCAAAUCUGCUGAAACAAUGCAAAUGAGCAUUUGCCAAACUGAACUCUGGUGUAAUUUUACUGCAAUGUGCUGAU